Molecule: messenger RNA, 573 nt
Organism: Salvelinus sp. IW2-2015
Lineage: Eukaryota; Metazoa; Chordata; Actinopteri; Salmoniformes; Salmonidae
Product: mitogen-activated protein kinase kinase kinase 3
Biological process (GO): protein phosphorylation
Molecular function (GO): ATP binding; protein kinase activity
Source: RefSeq, a predicted model, not a curated record
ACUAACUUUCUUUUGUCCUCUAGGUGCCAACAUCCUGAGAGACUCCACUGGCAACAUAAAGCUGGGGGACUUUGGGGCCAGUAAACGCAUACAGACCAUCUGUAUGUCAGGAACUGGCAUCAAAUCGGUCACCGGUACACCUUACUGGAUGAGCCCAGAGGUCAUCAACGGAGAAGGAUACGGACGCAAAGCUGAUGUCUGGUCUGUGGCGUGCACAGUGGUGGAGAUGCUUACCCAGAAGCCUCCCUGGGCGGAAUACGAGGCCAUGGCAGCCAUCUUUAAGAUAGCCACACAGCCCACCAAACCCAUCCUCCCUGAGGGCGUCUCCGAGGCCGCCCGGGACUUUGUGCGCCAGGUGUUCAUAGACGAGAAGUGGCGUCCCACGGCCGAGAACCUCCUCUCACACCCCUUCGUCCAAGGGGGGUUCUGACCCUAACCCCUGACCUCUGACCCCUCCAGGGCCACCCUGCCUUCAAGGCCUCUCCACAGCUCCAGUCCUCCAGGCUUCCAGGGCCCAGCACCAUAAUGCCAACUGACCCCAGACCUGAUCAUAACCUGAGCCCCAGUCUCUCU